AUGCCUCCCAAUGUUCAAUGCCUGCAAAGGCUAAGCUCCUUUAGCUUAUGUCUGCGCCCAGCAGCGACCAAGUCGAUAACCCCAAGCUUUCUCCCUGUCAUCCAGACAGCCAGCAUCUCCUACAAGGAGGCCAAGAAGCGACAGCGUGCCGACCCCUACCGAUGGCAGCAGUCACAGCAGCGAAAAGCGGCCAACAUCAAGAGGCAACAGGAGAUCAAGGCUGCGAGGGACGUGACAUGGGGUGACCCUGUCCAUGGCAUCCCGACGCCCUUUGUCGAGUCUUUCGACUCCGCUGGUCAGGCCGAGAAGUCCACACCACCCAAGGAUGAGGAUGGCAACUACAUUUCCGAGCCAUACGCUCUGCCGACGUCACGUCACAUCCAGAACCACCUGGUUACCCGCGACGAAAUUGAAACCGCCGUUGGGCACGCUUACACCUUGUCCAAGCCCAUGCGCAGCGAGAUUCGCGACCUCGUCGAUCCCGCCACAGAACAGGAGGCAGAGCGGCAGCACGAACUCAGCCACAAGCGUGCUGUCGAGGCGAUGAGCCGCAUCACCUCCAUGAACAACUCUAACUCCAAGAUGCGGAGGCACGUCAACAUUCGAAGGUGCAUUGAGACAUUCGGCCGCCACAACACGGAUGAAGUGCUCAAGCCAAAGCCCGCCUCCAUCCACGCUACGCAGGAGGCCGCACCCAUCCGCGCCGGCCCUGACACGGGCAGCUCGGAAGUGCAAAUUGCCAUCCUGACCGUCAAGAUAAGGAAGCUUUCGCAGGAGCUCAACCAGAACAGGGGCUACAAGGACAUCCACAACAAGAGGAACCUGCGGCUACUGUGCCACAGGCGGCAGAGGCUCCUGAGGUACAUGGAGAAGAAGGAGAGGGGCAGCGAGAGGUGGACCAACCUCCUGGCGACGUUGGGACUCUCUCCGGCUACGUGGAAGGAGCAGAUCAGCCUGUAA
This is a messenger RNA of Verticillium nonalfalfae, 960 nucleotides long. RefSeq lists its product as uncharacterized. Gene Ontology annotation, biological process: translation. The transcript has 2 exons. NCBI's taxonomy places the organism in Eukaryota, Fungi, Ascomycota, Sordariomycetes, Glomerellales, Plectosphaerellaceae. The record is from RefSeq and is a predicted model, not a curated record. Gene Ontology annotation, cellular component: ribosome. Gene Ontology annotation, molecular function: structural constituent of ribosome. Bases 1 to 960 code for a protein of 319 amino acids.